AUGUCAUCUUCCGCCUCACAACCCAAGGGCAAGACUCUCAUCAUCGUGCACGAUGUCCUGGGUACACUCUUCGACCUCUCCGCCCCAAUCGCGGAGAUCAAGAAGCUCUUUGCUUCACAGCUCGGACCAGACCCCGUGGUCGCAGAUCGAUAUGCAGAGUUGAUUGUCAUGGACUGGUACCACGCAGGUCAGAGGGACUUCUCUUUCCUGUCUCUGAACAGCGCAUACACCCCCAUCGGGACCGUCUUCAAGUCUUGCCUGCCGCGAGUCCUACUCCAAGCAGGCCUCGUACCUCCUUCCUCCUCUGACCAGUCUUCCAGUAAGCCAGUCUCAGCUGAAGAGCUCAAGCAAACACGCCUCGACCUCUCUUCUUCUAGGCAAGGGGGAGGAGGCGAUAAAGCCGUCGAGGCCUUUGCAUCAGUGACCGAGGAAGUCAUGGCCUCUCUGCAGACCCUCACCCCACGUCCCGGCAUGACAGAAGCUUUUCGUCAGGCUCACCGAGCCUCCCCAGAACAUGGAGGACUGGCAAGUAUCCGUCUCUGGGGAGCAACAAAUGGCUCCCUCUCCCUCGCCGAGAAGCUCUUCGAAAACGCAUCCGUACCCACCAUCAACAGCACAGGCGAUGCAGGCGGAGCAGCAGUGAAUGCCGGUCUGUGGUCCUGCGACGAGGCAGAGGUGGCCAAGCCUGAUCCAAGGGUGUAUGGCGCUGUCAAGAAGCGAGUCUUGGCCGAAGCUGGACUAGAAGGAGCUUCGGAAAACGAAUACAUCCUCUUCUUUGUCGCGAGCCACUCUUGGGACGUCGAUGCAGCUAAGCGCGCAGGAUUCCACACGCUCUGGAUGACCUAUGAGGAAUUUUCCCCAGCGUCGGGAAUCUACUUGGAACCCGACCUGCGCGCCAAUGACCUCGUCGAGGGAGCCCGUCUGAUUCGCGAAUGGGUGGCCAAUCACUGA
This is a messenger RNA of Microstroma glucosiphilum, 951 nucleotides long. RefSeq lists its product as hypothetical. The record is from RefSeq and is a predicted model, not a curated record. NCBI's taxonomy places the organism in Eukaryota, Fungi, Basidiomycota, Exobasidiomycetes, Microstromatales, Microstromataceae. The coding region runs from base 1 to 951 and encodes 316 amino acids. The transcript is spliced from 3 exons.